UCCACUGGCUCGCUCGGUGCUGAAGUUGGGCGGAUGGACGGAAAACACCUCUGAUGGAGAUAAAACGGCAGCACGUAAUCUCAACGCGUGAUACCCCCGAUAUCCGCAUAAACACGUGUAACGACACCCUUUUAGAAGAUUGACAUCUAGAACAAAAGGGAUGUCUUAUCCUGGAUCAUUUAGCCCUUGACUCAAGGAAAGGGUGUGCCUGCAAAUACCAGGUGUUUGAAACCUACCUCCACCCACCUCCCGCAUUCUCCAUCAGGCAUGAUAAGAAGAUACAAGAGGCCACAUUUUGUUUUCCAGCACUCUGCCCGUCUCAGCGUUUGACAUUACAGUCAUGAUUUUCUUACCUGAUCUUCGGAUGGAUUGCUGCUAAUUUGCAUGCCUCAAAGUCUGAGUGGAGUUGAAAUGAGGAAAAGGCAGCAGGGACACAUUGAAGGACCCCCGCAGGCGCCUGGUCACCCGAGGCCCAACACCUGCUGUCUGUGUUGGUGUGGAUGCUGCAAAUGCCUCUGGAAUGAAGACAGAAGGGAACGUUCAGAGAGGCAAACAUGUACAAAGAUGGAUAGCAUAGAAGCAACAGAGGAACAGCAUCCCACACUGGAUGAGAUGAGUGCCUGGUCACGGAGCUUUGAGAUGGUGAUGCGCUCUCCAGAGGGGAGGGAUGUUUUCCGGGAGUUCUUGCGGUCUGAGUACAGUGAAGAAAACCUGAUGUUCUGGAUCGCCUGUGAGGAACUAAAGAAAGAAACCAACCCAUUAACUAUCGAUGAAAAAGCCAGGAUCAUUUAUGAAGACUACGUCUCUAUUCUUUCGCCAAAAGAGGUCAGCUUGGAUUCACGGGUGAGGGAAGUCAUCAACCAAAGCCUGGCAGAGCCCAGCAGUACGAUGUAUGAGGAGGCCCAGCUUCAGAUCUACACCCUCAUGCACAGAGACUCCUUCCCCCGGUUUCUCAACUCAUCUGUUUACAGGGAUCUCCUUAACAGCAAGAGGGCCUGCUUAGACACCUAGGUUUCAGCAAGAACAUUUGUGACAAAAAAGCCCCAAGGUGCCACUUUCAAAAGGUGUGAUGUUUCUUAUUUCAAGAGUGAGUAGUUAAGCAAUUCUGAGCAUCCACUAGUGACCCUGAAGUUCAGUUCUGUUUAAGUGCCAAUAUGAGCUGCUCAGGCAACUGUGACACAGAAAAAAAAACACAUGUAGGAAAUCUGACAGAUCCAUACUUCCUACUUUAAACUUGCUUGUCUUUUUCAUUCACCUGUUUUGUCUCUUUUGACUCCUCAAAUCUCCUCUCUCUUCCUGUUUACAUCACCUGUUCUCUUUCUCUCUGUGUGUUCUUUCUACCUGAUCCUUUCCAUCUUUUAAUGCCUCGCAUAUCUGAGGACAGCUGAAUAAUGUUAUUAUUAUUAUCAUUUUUUAAAGAAAAUCAAAAAACAACGGAUAAGCGGUAGAUGUUAAGCUAGAAAACCUUUGCAUGAUACAAGGUUAUGGAAUUUACUCCAGUUUGACAUUUAAGCCCCGGUCUACAAGGUUUUUUUUAUUU
This is a messenger RNA of Sinocyclocheilus rhinocerous, 1540 nucleotides long. RefSeq names its product regulator of G-protein signaling 17-like. The record is from RefSeq and is a predicted model, not a curated record. Bases 385 to 1011 code for a protein of 208 amino acids. NCBI's taxonomy places the organism in Eukaryota, Metazoa, Chordata, Actinopteri, Cypriniformes, Cyprinidae. The transcript is spliced from 6 exons.